Messenger RNA from Styela clava, 1072 nucleotides. Lineage: Eukaryota; Metazoa; Chordata; Ascidiacea; Stolidobranchia; Styelidae. The record is from RefSeq and is a predicted model, not a curated record.
AUGGCAGUGGCUGAAAGAAUGGACUGGAUGCUUGAACAGGUUGAAAAUAACCUUGGAGAAAAUUCAUCUAAUGUUUCCAAAAUCAUAGAUCAUGUGGAACUCAAUGGAACCGAUGGUCUUUCAAUUUCAAGUUGUAACUCUCUUCAGGAAGAGGCUGUAAUACAGCACAGUGAAAGUUCAGAAGUCAACGAGGAAUGUGAUGAUGGAGAAAGUGACAAUUUAUCGGCAUCGGUGGAUAUGAGUUCAGAAGACGAAGAAGAAAUCAACAUUCGAGAGCUUGAUUCAAGAGCAACUUACGUUGUUGAUGCCGAUGUUACUUCACUGGUUCCUACUGAUGAAACAUGCGAACAAUGGGUUGAUGACAUUUUGUUCGGCGAAUUGGAAGUCGUUGGUAGAGAGAUGGUGUCGAGAGCAACAUACAUUAUUGAACCAGAUGAUUCAACCUUCUUUGAGCCUGUUUUUGAAGAAAAACCAGAAACUCCAAUAGAAGACAUGAUAAACGAAAUUCUUGAAAACACACAAAAUUUGAUGAAAGAGGAAAAAACAAAAGAAAAGAACUCUAAAACAACAAACUCAUGUUCAAAGGAAGAUCCUGAAGACAUCGAUAAAUUCAUACAGGAUUUUCUUUCUGAAUCAACUCCGGUAUAAACGACAGGACAUAAAUAUGAGCAUCCUGUCCUCAAUACACUCGGCAACCAAGGACAGGGUGAUUUGGCAGCAAGUUAUCAAGAUGUUUAAUUUAAAUUGAUCGGAAAAUGAUUUUAUGUAGGAUAAACACAACGAGACAACUGUAGCUUAACGGUGUAACCAUAUUGUGAUAUAUUUAGUAUUUGAGAUUUAUCUCGUUGUCCAACGUAAUUUAGCCUUGUUUAUGUAUUAUUAGUAUUUUGUAUGCAAGAUUUCUUACUGGUAAUUCUUAAGUAACCACUGACUUGCUAAGAGCAACGAUUUGAUUCAUUCAAUACUAUAAGAAAUAGCUAGAUAGCAUUUUUGGAAAAGUACUUUUCUCCUAAUUUAGUAUUUCGGCCAAGAAUUUUGUUAAACGGUGUUCCAGGGUUUUUAAUUGCUGUCU